This is a messenger RNA of Lachancea thermotolerans CBS 6340, 1875 nucleotides long. RefSeq names its product KLTH0G09504p. NCBI's taxonomy places the organism in Eukaryota, Fungi, Ascomycota, Saccharomycetes, Saccharomycetales, Saccharomycetaceae. The record is from RefSeq and is a predicted model, not a curated record. Bases 1 to 1875 code for a protein of 624 amino acids. Gene Ontology annotation, cellular component: endosome; vacuolar membrane. Gene Ontology annotation, molecular function: siderophore-iron transmembrane transporter activity. The transcript has a single exon. Gene Ontology annotation, biological process: intracellular iron ion homeostasis; transmembrane transport.
AUGAGCUUGAAAAUGCUAGGGUUCAACAAGGGCCCUGAAGAAAAAGAAGCAGGCGAUGCUAUGGAGCGCAGCAGGCGUGCAGAUGAGGCGCUACGGCGCCAGAAGGACGUCGGGGUCAAGAACAUCGAGGUAUACGCGGCGCAGUACGACCACGUGGCGUAUCGCGUGGCGCUGUUCUUCUCGCUGUUCCUGAUCGCGUACGCGUACCGUCUGGACGGGCUGGUGCGCAGCAAGCUCGAGGCGUACGCCACGGACUCGUACGGCAACCACUCGCUGCUGUCGACCGUGAACUGUAUCAAGACGGUAAUGGCCGCGGGAGGCAUGGUCGCGUACGCGCGGGCGUCGGACAUGUUCGGCAGAAUGGAGAUGCUGGCGAUCUCGAUCGUGCUGGUGGUGGUGGGCACGAUCGUCGAGUGUCAGUCGGACACGGUGUCCAAGUUCGCGACGGGCGCGUGUCUGUAUCAGCUGGGCAAGGCCGGGCUGGCGCUGAUCCUGCAGGUGAUCGCGGUGGACUUCUCGAACCUGAACUGGAGAAUGGUCGCGCUGUACGUGCCCGCGCUGCCCACGAUCAUCAACACGUGGGUCUCGGGCGACGUGAUCAGCGCCAUCGGCAGCGACUGGGAGUGGGGCAUCGGCAUGUGGGCGUUCAUCAUCCCGCUGUCGUGUAUUCCACUUUUCUGCUGCUUGGUUCAUAUGAGGUACCUCGCGCACAAGCACGCGCCCGAGCAGCUGGGCAAGCAGCGCCAGCUCUACAGCAUGGCGUCAUGGUCCGAGUACCUUAUCGAGGUUUUCUUCUGGCGUCUGGACUCCGUGGGGCUGAUUCUUGUGGUCGGCGCUCUCGGCUGCGUGUUGGUGCCCUUCACGCUGGCCGGCGGCCUGUCCGACAAGUGGCGGACCGCGCAGAUCAUUGUGCCCGAGGUCAUCGGCUGGUGCGUGGCGCUGCCGCUGUUCGUGCUGUGGGAGGCCAAGUUUGCUAGGUUUCCGCUGACGCCACGCAGCGUACUCAAGGACCGCGGUGUGAUCGCGGCGCUGGUCAUCGCCUUCCAUAUCCACUUCUGCGUGUACAUGCAGGCUGAUUACAUGUACACGGUGCUUGUCAUCGCCGUGCACGAAUCCGUGAAGGCCGCGCAGCGCAUCACCACGCUCUUCAACUUCGUGUCCAUCAUCACCGGCACGCUGCUCGGGUUUGUCAUCGUGUAUGUCAAGAGAACCAAGAAGUUUAUUCUGUUCGGUGUGUGUGUCUGGUUUGUGGCCUUCGGCCUCCUGGUGCACUUCCGCGGCGACGAGAGUUCCCACUCCGGCAUCAUCGGCGCCUUGUGUCUGCUGGGUUUCGGAGGCGGUUUCUUCAACUACUCCGCCCAGGUUUCCAUGCAGGCAUCUACUGCCGCGCACCAGGACUUGGCGGUUGUCACUUCGCUGUAUCUGGCGUGCUACAACAUUGGCUCCGCUUUCGCAUCUGCAAUUUCAGGCGCGAUCUGGACCAACGUGCUACCAAAGGAGCUGAACAAGAGAAUCACCGAGAAGCAGGUUGCUACGCUCGCUUAUUCGUCUCCUUUCAAAUUUAUUAUCAAGUAUAAAUGGGGCACUCCUCAGAGAGUUGCCGUCGUGCAUGCCUACCAGAAAGUGCAGAGGAUUUUGUGCAUUGUGCCGCUGUGCUUCUGCGUAACUCUUCUCAUUGCGGCUUUCCUCUUACGGGACAAAAAGCUGAGCGAGGUUGUCGCUCUGGGAGAGCUCGAACAUGGCCAUUCCGAGUCCGCGUCUUCUACCGGAGAUGCAGGGGCCUCUCACGAGCUGAGUUCCACGGAAAAUGAGCUUCACAAUGAGUCUGAGAAAUCUUCUAACACCAGAGUCCAGAACAACCCUGUGACCGCUUGA